Messenger RNA from Myxocyprinus asiaticus (Chinese sucker), 2439 nucleotides. Its product is annotated as glycine receptor subunit beta-like. The record is from RefSeq and is a predicted model, not a curated record. Gene Ontology annotation, molecular function: extracellularly glycine-gated chloride channel activity; transmembrane signaling receptor activity; neurotransmitter receptor activity. The transcript has 11 exons. Lineage: Eukaryota; Metazoa; Chordata; Actinopteri; Cypriniformes; Catostomidae. Gene Ontology annotation, biological process: nervous system process; signal transduction; chemical synaptic transmission. Bases 281 to 1891 code for a protein of 536 amino acids. Gene Ontology annotation, cellular component: synapse; postsynaptic membrane; neuron projection.
CACACACAAGGCUCCAUCUUGGCAGCUCUUUACCAUUGCAAUAGGACAGCGUCAAUAUAGAUAUUUAUCUGUUCAGAUAAAUCAAACAAAAUAGAUAGGAUACAAAGGACUCUCUGUUGUAAUGUACACUAAUCCGGCAGACGUUUUUCGCGCGCACUGAGAAAACGACGAGCAGAAUGCGAUACAGACAGCGACUGGUCAUGAAGACUGUUUAACGACCUCUUGCACUAUCAGCGCUACUGGAUCGGAUCUGUGGAAAAACAACAGCUACCAUAUUGAAAUGGCUUUCUGCAAUAUGAAGGUGCUUUUCGUAUUGCUCAUCAUCUGUCUAUGGAUGGAGGGAGGAUUCACCAAAGAAAAGUCGGCAAAGAAGGGAAAGAAGAAAGGAAAACAGGUUUACUGUCCUUCGCAACUGUCAUCAGAGGACCUAGCACGAGUUCCGGCAAAUUCUACCAGUAACAUCCUUAACAGGCUUUUGAUCACCUAUGACCCUAGAAUUCGGCCCAACUUCAAAGGGAUUCCUGUUGAAGACCGUGUGAACAUAUUCAUCAACAGCUUUGGGUCCAUCCAAGAGACCACUAUGGACUAUCGUGUAAACAUCUUCUUGAGACAGCGCUGGAACGACCCCAGACUCCGACUUCCUCAGGACUUCAAGUCUGACUCACUCACCGUGGACCCAAAGAUGUUCAAAUGCCUGUGGAAACCAGACCUUUUCUUCGCCAAUGAAAAGAGUGCAAACUUUCACGAUGUUACACAGGAGAACAUCCUGCUCUUUAUCUUCAGAAACGGAGACGUCCUCAUCAGCAUGAGGUUGUCAGUGACCCUGUCUUGUCCACUGGACCUGACCCUCUUCCCUAUGGACACCCAGAGAUGUAAAAUGCAGCUUGAGAGCUUUGGCUACACCACAGAUGACCUGCAGUUCAUGUGGCAGUCUGGGGACCCCGUACAGAUGGAAGAAAUUGCUCUGCCCCAGUUUGAUAUUAAGCAAGAGGACAUUGAAUAUGGCAACUGCACCAAGUUCUAUGCAGGGACAGGUUACUACACGUGUGUGGAGGUGAUUUUUACUCUGAGGAGGCAGGUCGGCUUCUACAUGAUGGGUGUGUACGCUCCCACCCUGCUUAUCGUUGUUCUCUCCUGGCUCUCCUUUUGGAUCAACCCUGACGCCAGCGCUGCUCGUGUGCCUCUGGGUACUUUUUCCAAUCAUCAGUCCUUCCACAAUAUAAAGUGUCACACUGCCUGUGAUUACAUCAGGUGUCAUCACAUGCCAUGGUCUCAGAUUCACACCAUUUCAGGGAUCCUGUCAGUGCUUUCUCUCUCUUCUGAGUGCACCUCUCUGGCCUCCGAACUGCCUAAAGUCUCAUAUGUGAAGGCCAUUGACAUCUGGCUGAUUGCCUGCCUGCUCUUUGGCUUUGCCUCUCUGGUUGAAUAUGCUGUGGUUCAGGUGAUGCUUAACAGCCCUAAACGCCUGGAGGCGGAGAGGGCAAAGAUUGCCAGCAAGGAGAAAGCAGAGGGAAAGACCCCUGCCAAGAACACCAUCAAUGGCAUGGGAAGCACCCCGAUACAUGUCAGUACACUUCAUGUCAGUACACUUCAGGUGACAGAGACAAGGUGCAAAAAGGUAUGCACCUCCAAGUCGGAUUUGCGCUCCAAUGACUUCAGCAUUGUAGGCUCUCUCCCACGGGACUUUGAACUCUCAAACUUUGACUGCUACGGAAAACCCAUUGAAGUCGGCUCUGCUUUCGGCAAAUUGCAAGCCAAGAACAACAAGAAACCACCACCUCCUAAACCUGUCAUCCCCUCAGCAGCCAAACGCGUUGAUCUGUAUGCCCGUGCUCUCUUCCCUUUCUCCUUCCUUUUCUUUAAUGUAAUUUACUGGUCUGUGUAUUUGUGAUUGUGUAAAAUUUAGCCUGCUGAUCUUCAACUAACCUUUCCUACCUUCAUCUUGUCUCUGUCCCUACAAUUUGUACUGUACCUCAGGCGUCACACAUUACAGUUCUGUAACCACUGAUUUAAAGACUACAGAGAGAAAUUAUGGGGAGAAACACCAUAUUGCUGAACAAAAGCAAUUUAUUUAUUUUUUAAUGGAAAGGGCGAAGGCAUUGCUUGAAACAUAGCUCAACAAGAUUUGUUUGUUUUCAGCUUCGAUAUUUAAUUAAUGCUCAAAAUUAAAAGAGAAAUUAUUAUCUUGCAUGUGGAAAUGGAAUAUAUGCAUAUUAAUAAAUUGUAUUUAAUAUAUAUAUAAUAUUAUUUUUGACUUACUGAUCAGCUGUAAAGAUGGUGAUACAUUUGUACUGACAAACACUGCCAUAAGUCUAUUAAUGAUGUUCCUAUAACAAGCAUUCCAAUUACAAGCAAGUGCAUAAAGCAGAGAAAACCUAACAUCUCCUGUGCUUGUGAAAACAACCACCAAUAAAUGGCCAAAUGGCUUAGCUGACCUCA